AUGCCAUACCAUCACGCCAUCUCUGCCUGCCAUGCAUGCCAUACCAUCACGCCAUCUCUGCCUGCCAUGCAUGCCAUACCAUCACGCCAUCUCUGCCUGCCAUGCAUGCCAUACCAUCACGCCAUCUCUGCCUGCCAUGCCAUACCAUCACGCCAUCUCUGCCUGCCAUGCAUGCCAUACCAUCACGCCAUCUCUGCCUGCCAUGCAUGCCAUACCAUCACGCCAUCUCUGCCUGCCAUGCCAUACCAUCACGCCAUCUCUGCCUGCCAUGCAUGCCAUACCAUCACGCCAUCUCUGCCUGCCAUGCAUGCCAUACCAUCACGCCAUCUCUGCCUGCCAUGCAUGCCAUACCAUCACGCCAUCUCUGCCUGCCAUGCAUGCCAUACCAUCACGCCAUCUCUGCCUGCCAUGCAUGCCAUACCAUCAUGCCAUCUCUGCCUGCCAUGCCAUACCAUCACGCCAUCUCUGCCUGCCAUGCAUGCCAUACCAUCACGCCAUCUCUGCCUGCCAUGCCAUACCAUCACGCCAUCUCUGCCUGCCAUGCCAUACCAUCACGCCAUCUCUCCUCCACCCCUCACCUCCUCAACCAACCGUGCACAGGAGCAGGCACAGGAGCAGUUGUCGCAGAGUGCUGCGCAUGGGGCCUUGGGGGCAUGGGGCCUUGGGGGCAUGGGGCCUUGGGGGCAUGGGGUGCUGGCGAGGCAUGGGGUGCUGGCGAGGCAUGGGGUGCUGGCGAGGCAUGGGGUGCUGGCGAGGCAUGGGGUGCUGGCGAGGCAUGGGGUGCUGGCGGGGCAUGGGGUGCUGGCGAGGCAUGGGGUGCUGGCGGGGCAUGGGGUGCUGGCGGGGCAUGGGGUGCUGGCGGGGCAUGGGGUGCUGGCGAGGCAUGGGGUGCUGGCGAGGCAGGGGGCAGUGGGAGGAGGAAUAAGAGGGAUAACAGCAGCAGCAACAGCUUCAGCAGGAGGGGGCGGGGGAGGAGGGGCAAGGGAGAAGCCACCUCCCAUCCCACCCCCCCUGCUCCCACCCCCCCUGCUCCCACCCCCCCUGCUCCCACCCCCCCUGCUCCCACCCCCCCUGCUCCCACCCCCCCUGCUCCCACCCCCCCUGCUCCCACCCCCCCUGCUCUCACCCCCCCUGCUCCCACCCCUCCUGCUCUCACCCCCCCUGCUCUCACCCCCCCUGCUCUCACCCCCCCUGCUCUCACCCCCCCUGCUCUCACCCCCCCUGCUCUCACCCCCCCUGCUCUCACCCCCCCUGCUCUCACCCCCCCUGCUCUCACCCCCCCUGCUCUCACCCCCCCUGCUCUCACCCCCCCUGCUCUCACCCCCCCUGCUCUCACCCCCCCUGCUCUUACCCCCCCCUGCUCUCACCCCCCCUGCUCUCACCACCCCUGCUCUCACCCCCCCUGCUCUCACCCCCCCUGCUCUCACCCCCCCUGCUCUCACCCCCCCUGCUCUCACCCCCUCUGCUCUCAUCCCCCCUGCUCUCACCCCCCCUGCUCUCACCCCCCCUGCUCUCACCCCCCCUCGGCGGGUGCGGCGGGCAGCAGCAGAGCGUUGCGGGGAGACAUGGCCGCCCCCACUGACGCGCCCCGGGGGAUGGGCACGGCGGUCGUAUGCUGGGGUGGAGGGUGGGGUGCAUGUUCACAAACACAUGCGUUGCCGCCCACUCGCCACGUGGCGCGCACACACCAUGAUGCCCCACCUCUCCACGUCACUCUCCCCACACCUGGCGCUGCCAUGCUGGCAGGUGGCUGGCAGCGCGGCGGCUGAGCCCCCAGCCAGUGAGGCCCACCUCGCGCUCCCUUCGCGCUCCCCUCCGCCCCACCUGGCCCUCCCCUCGUCCCAACUCGCGCUCCCCUCGUCCCAACUCGCCCUCCCCUCGUCCCACCCCGCCCUGUCAUCGACCCAAGUCGCCCUCCCCUCGCCCCCUCCCACCAUCAUAGUCCCCACCUCAUUUUCACGUAAAUUGUGCUGCGCUGCGCUGUUAUAA
Messenger RNA from Closterium sp. Naga37s-1, 1989 nucleotides. NCBI's taxonomy places the organism in Eukaryota, Viridiplantae, Streptophyta, Zygnematophyceae, Desmidiales, Closteriaceae. The record is from the annotation of a GenBank genome assembly.